AUGGCGGUGCGGAGCCGCGGCGCUUGGCGGCGGCUGCUGCUGCUGCUGCUCCUGGCCGGCUCCGCCGCCAGCCCGGCGGAGGAGGGCGGCGGGCGGCGGGAGGCGGGCGGCGGGGAGCACGGCGAGGAGGCGGCGCGGCCUCACCACGACUCCUCGUACGGCACCUUCGCCAGCGAGUUCUACGACCUGCGCUACCUCUCCGAGGAGGGUUACCCUUUCCCUACUGCUCCUCCUGUGGAUCCAUUUGCAAAAAUCAGAGUGGAUGACUGUGGAAAAACCAAGGGAUGCUUCAGGUAUGGUAAACCUGGAUGCAAUGCGGAGACUUGUGACUACUUUCUAAGUUACCGUAGAAUAGGAGCUGAUGUUGAAUUUGAGUUGAGUGCCGAUACUGAUGGCUGGGUGGCGGUGGGAUUUUCCUCAGACAAGAAAAUGGGAGGAGAUGAUGUCAUGGCUUGUGUUCAUGAUGAUAACGGAAGAGUCCGAAUACAGCACUUCUAUAAUGUCGGUCAGUGGGCUAAAGAAAUCCAGAGAAAUCCUGCUAGGGAUGAAGAAGGGGUUUUUGAAAACAAUCGUGUAACAUGUCGAUUCAAGCGUCCUGUAUAUGUUCCCCGAGAGGAAACCAUCGUAGAUCUGCACUUGAGUUGGUACUAUCUGUUUGCUUGGGGUCCAGCAAUUCAGGGUUCUAUAACUCGUCAUGAUAUAGACUCACCACCCGUAUCAGAGCGUGUUGUCAGUAUUUACAAGUAUGAAGAUAUUUUCAUGCCAUCAGCUGCCUAUCAGACCUUCUCUUCUCCAUUCUGCUUGCUCCUCAUUGUUGCACUGACCUUCUAUUUGUUGAUGGGAACCCCAUGA
Gymnogyps californianus (California condor) is the source of this 852-nucleotide messenger RNA. It is a transcript of the gene FRRS1L, whose product is annotated as ferric chelate reductase 1 like. NCBI's taxonomy places the organism in Eukaryota, Metazoa, Chordata, Aves, Accipitriformes, Cathartidae. Gene Ontology annotation, biological process: regulation of glutamate receptor signaling pathway. The transcript has 5 exons. The record is from RefSeq and is a predicted model, not a curated record. The coding region runs from base 1 to 852 and encodes 283 amino acids.